Fusarium coffeatum is the source of this 2601-nucleotide messenger RNA. RefSeq lists its product as uncharacterized. Bases 1 to 2601 code for a protein of 866 amino acids. Gene Ontology annotation, biological process: intracellular iron ion homeostasis; iron ion transport; copper ion import. Gene Ontology annotation, cellular component: plasma membrane. NCBI's taxonomy places the organism in Eukaryota, Fungi, Ascomycota, Sordariomycetes, Hypocreales, Nectriaceae. Gene Ontology annotation, molecular function: ferric-chelate reductase activity. The transcript has a single exon. The record is from RefSeq and is a predicted model, not a curated record.
AUGGCUCCCAACUCAAAUAUCCGCCACACCCUCGAAGAGGCCGCAAAUAACAUCUCAGGUCUAAUCAAACGGAUUUCUAUACCCUUGACACCGACAAGCCCGCCGGGUCUCGUUCAAGCACAUACAAUCGAUCCAUGGGAGAAGUCAGGGAAAUAUGGUCGAGGAUGGUCCUACUUUGCACUCGCCUUGAUGGGCACCGUGCUCAUCAUGCGCGUCUGGCACUUUUGGCAAGACAAAAUUCGACAAGCUAUUUAUAAGCAAGAAGUAGAGGAACAUUAUCAAAACCUCUAUAAUGCUGAGAUUGAAGCCACAUCUGGAAUGAGAAGUGGUCAAAGUCAGCACUUCUUCCCUGAAGGCCACGACGCGAUGGGCGAGAAGCACUUCCGACCCAAGGCGCACUUCUCUUCUGUUAACAUCAUCAAUGACACGCUGGCUCUGUUUCGAUGGAUAUUCUAUCGCCCCAUUCCAGACUUCGUAUGGGGAAAACGCCGAGUCACAUUCUCCUCUCUGGCAGUUCUCACCACUGUCUUCGUCACUCUUGUCUUUGUGGUGCUCUAUUGCUUCCUGCAGCAACCUCUCUACUGGCAGAGCAUUCAGUUUGGGUCACCUCCGCUGGCUAUCCGAGCUGGCAUGAUCUCUAUCGCUUUGACCCCCUGGAUCAUUGCGACCAGCAUGAAAGCAAACCUACUUACCACUAUUAUUGGCAUUGGCCCAGAGCGGCUGAAUGUUUUCCAUCGAUGGGCAGGUUACUUGUGUUUGCUUCUAUCACUUAUUCACGCUAUCCCCUUUUAUAUCCAGCCUGUUUGGGAUGAUGGUGGUAUGGAAGUUUUUCAACGCCUGUUUCCUGGUGGUAGUGGCAUCAUCUACGGCACAGGUAUUGCCUGUCUUGUUCCCCUUAUCUGGCUAUGCGUCGCCUCACUUCCUUUCAUCAGGAGAACAGCUUACGAGGUCUUUGUGGUUCUCCACGUUCCAGUUGGAAUGGUUUACGUCGGUCUCCUGUUCUGGCACACAAAGAAUUUCCUCAUGUCCUGGGCAUAUCUCUAUACAACGAUUGGCAUCUGGGCCUUUUGCUAUUUCUUGAGGCUUUUCAAGUUGAACUGGCUCAAGCCCUGGCGCAUGUCUUUUAUGGUUGGCGAUGAAGCAGCCAUUACUCUUAUGGCCGAAAAUGCCAUCAAAGUCACUAUCCCAACACAGAUGAAGUGGAAGCCUGGCCAAUACGUAUACUUGCGAAUGCCGGGGAUUUCAAUCUUCGAGAACCACCCCUUCACUAUUUCUUCCCUAUGUAGCGAUGAUUUCCCAUCAGAGUACGGCGAGCAAUACCGUGACUGCACCUUGGUUUUUCGACCCUACGGCGGAUUUACACGCAAGGUGCUGGACACUGCCAUUGAGAAAGGACCUUUCCAUACUUAUCGUGCGUUCCUGGAUGGCCCUUACGGUGGCAUGCGCCGCGAUCUUGCUGCCUUCGACACCUGCAUUCUUAUCGCAGGUGGUAGUGGCAUCACAGCACUCGUGUCACAGCUUCUCAACCUUAUCAAAAGAAUGAGAGAUGGUAAGGCUAUUACCAAGAAGGUUGUGGUGGUCUGGGCUUUGAAGCGACUGGAAGCUAUGGAUUGGUUUAGGGAGGAACUUCGGAUUUGCCGCGAGGCCGCUCCCCCAGAGAGUGUUACUUGCAAAUUCUUUGUGACCUCGGCUGUAAGAUCGCGUCCAAACCUGGACGGCGCAAGCCCCUUCAACCAGAACAAUCCAAAUGGCCCCAACGGACCCAGAGCCCUGAGCCACAUGUUCCAUGAUAAGCUGGAUGGAUUUGUCGCGGGUAUCGCCUCCAAGAGAAACUCGGCCUUGAUCCAAUCUGAGGCUCAGGGGGACCCAGAGCGUGAGCGCGAGCUUCGUGCCGAGGAUGAGGACCGCAUUACUGCUCUUCCACAGCAAAAGUAUCUCCAGCCUCAUUCAUUCCCACCUCCACCCCCAGGACCGCCUCCCACCAACCGGGAGGAAUCUCUCCGAAGGCUUGAAGGGCAUGGCUAUCCUGAAGAUAAGAAACCUCCGAUCGACGAUGUCGAUGAAUCUACAGUGAACGAUGGAGAAUUUCACUUCAGACCCAUGAAAAAUGACAAUCCUCCUCAGUUCAACUACGCACCUCGAUCACCUCAGCGACUUCCAGAAUCGUUCCCCACCGAGGAAGAAGCAUUCCCAGUGCGAGCUCCGGAGCUUGCACAUCUUAGGACGGCCAACCCCGAGGCCGGAAGAACACGACCUACAUCCACUUUUGGACCGCCAUCUGGCUUCGAUUUCGGGUUCCCGCAAACCCCAACUGAGUUCCAGAAGAGUCUGAUGCGAUUUGCGUUUCCAGUGCCUCAUCAGAUCGAUGGAGGCUGGAGCGUCGAGUAUGGGCGACCAGACCUGGGCUACAUGCUCAAAGAAUGGGCAACCGGAGGUGCUGAUGGACGAGGUAUUCUCGGCCGACGCACAGCUGUAUUCGUUUGUGGCCCCCCAGCCAUGAGAGUUGGUGUUGCUAACACGGUAGCUCGACUCCAGGCAGAGAUCUGGGGUGAUGAUGAGCUAGAAGAAAUCUUCUUACACACAGAGAACUACGCUCUGUAG